This is a messenger RNA of Magallana angulata, 881 nucleotides long. RefSeq lists its product as uncharacterized. The record is from RefSeq and is a predicted model, not a curated record. Lineage: Eukaryota; Metazoa; Mollusca; Bivalvia; Ostreida; Ostreidae. Bases 8 to 754 code for a protein of 248 amino acids. The transcript is spliced from 3 exons.
UUUAAGCAUGAGAGGACAGUUUUAUUUUUUUGUAAUAAGUGUGAUUUUCAGCGCUUCAGUGCAAUGCUCAUUAGCAGGCUCUGCGUUACAACAGCGAUUAGUUAAAAGUAGCUUGUUGCCAACAUCUUCUUGUAUUGAGGUCGCAAACCAAACCCAAAGUUCUGUUCUUUGCACGGCGACUUGUCUGAAGAGCCAUGAGGAUAUUGUUGUCUCCAGCCGCCAUGUUGUCUCCACAAAAUGCGUUUGUUGUAGAAGUUUGUUAACAGGGACACAGUUUUCCGACACUGAGUGGAUCACGUAUAGACAUGAUGAAACCCUUAUUGUGUAUUCGUAUUGCCCAAUAGGAUACAUUAUUAUCAAUCAUUCACCUGUCAUAACUUGUCUGAGGUUGGAGUUGAUGACAAAAAAUUACAGCGGCGCAGCCUUAGGUUGUCAUGCAGACGGAGGGAAUUUAGUCCGAAUCGACUCUGCUGAGAAGUAUACCAUAUUUCUGCAAUUCAUUGCCAGUCAUGUACCACCCUCAGUUGCUGAAAUUUGGAUUCAAAGCUUCAGGGACCCGAAUGAUCUAAAUAUGAUUUGGAGUUUCCAUGACCACACAGUUAUGCCAGAACAUUGUCCUUUAGAAACUUCAGAUAUGCCGAUUGAAACUCGGCUUCGAUUUAUGAUCGCGGAAGGCAUCUGUAACGACAAUACACCGACACAUUUCUACAACUCUGUUUGUGAAAGAGAAGCAACAACCAUCUCAUAUCUCUAGUACAUUUGUUUAGAGAUAUUGUGCGUUUGUUCAGGUCCAGGCUACGUCUUAUUAAAUCCAUCUUAUAUACGUUGUUAUAAAAACACGUUCGUUCACGACCAUUUCUCUGGUAAAAUAAAUUUAAGGA